Fukomys damarensis (Damara mole-rat) is the source of this 1520-nucleotide messenger RNA. It is a transcript of the gene Ark2c, whose product is annotated as ring finger protein 165. Gene Ontology annotation, molecular function: ubiquitin protein ligase activity; zinc ion binding. NCBI's taxonomy places the organism in Eukaryota, Metazoa, Chordata, Mammalia, Rodentia, Bathyergidae. The transcript has 7 exons. The coding region runs from base 86 to 910 and encodes 274 amino acids. Gene Ontology annotation, biological process: motor neuron axon guidance; positive regulation of BMP signaling pathway. The record is from RefSeq and is a predicted model, not a curated record.
CCUGGGCCCCCCGCAGCCACAGCAGCUCGCCCCCGACUUCCCGCUGGCCCACUCCGUGCAGUCGCAGCCGGGCCUCACUGCCCACAUGGCCCCGGCCCACCAGCACAGCGGCGCCCUGCACCAGUCGCUGACCCCGCUGCCCACCCUGCAGUUCCAGGACGUCACAGGUCCCUCCUUCCUACCUCAGGCCCUGCACCAGCAAUACCUCCUGCAGCAGCAGCUCCUGGAAGCCCAGCACCGCAGGCGGAGUCAGGAGCGUGUGUCUGUCCACCCCCACCGCCUCCACCCCAGUUUUGACUUCGGCCACCAACUACAGACCCCUCAGCCCAGGUAUUUGGCUGAGGGCACUGACUGGGAUCUCAGCGUGGACGCUGGUUUGAGUCCUGCUCAGUUCCAGGUGCGGCCCAUCCCUCAGCACUAUCAGCAUUACCUAGCGACUCCUCGAAUGCACCAUUUUCCUAGGAACUCCUCCUCCACACAGAUGGUCGUCCAUGAAAUCCGAAACUACCCUUACCCUCAGCUUCACUUCCUUGCUCUCCAAGGACUUAAUCCCAGCAGACACACCUCCGCUGUACGGGAGAGCUAUGAGGAGCUGCUUCAGCUUGAGGACAGGCUGGGAAAUGUGACUCGGGGAGCUGUGCAGAACACCAUUGAGAGGUUCACCUUCCCCCACAAGUACAAGAAGCGAAGACCCCAGGAUGGCAAGGGUAAGAAGGAUGAAGGGGAAGAGUCUGACACCGAUGAGAAAUGCACAAUUUGUUUGUCUAUGCUGGAAGAUGGAGAAGAUGUGAGACGCCUGCCCUGUAUGCAUCUUUUCCACCAACUGUGUGUGGACCAGUGGCUUGCCAUGAGCAAGAAAUGCCCCAUCUGCCGAGUGGACAUUGAGACACAGCUGGGAGCCGACAGCUGAGGGAGGAGUUAGCCAGUGGACACCCCAUUUCCUUCACCAGGUCCCCCCACGGCCAUAGCCCUUGCAGCCAAACUUUGCCUUCUGAGCCAUUUGACGUAGAGGAGAAGCCUGCAAGCACAUUUUGUGGAAAGAGGAGUCAGUGGUAUCAGUGUCUGAGGGAAGGAGUGGGUGGGGGAGGACCCACCCAUCCAGAUGGUGACUUCCCCAUCCACCUUGCUCGCAGGAGGGAGGGAGCUGGCCGUGCCCGGAGCAGGGGUGGGAAGGGGGGGCCCACGCCGCUGAGAACUAGAUGCGAUCCCGAGGCACUAGCGGAUAGACGGCCCCUCAAUCCUGACCUUCGAAGGAUUGUAUAUAUACCUCUGGACCAAGUAGAAACCAUGUAGGGGUCUCUAGCUAUUUCUGUGGAUGGCAGCCAGAGCAUGUUAGCUUAAGAAAAACGUCGUGUGUGGUGCUCUAGUCAUCUUGUGGUGGACAUGUCGCUAUUACCGAACUUGCACCAAAUAUUUCUCAUUGAGUUUCUUGUUUUGGUGCCUGACUGAACCAACCAACAACAGCCCCAGUUUUCCCGUCUUUAUGAGAGAGAGAGAGAAAAAAAAAAAAGGAAUCAAAG